UUCAGUAUUUUUACAACUAUUUUGAACGGGUAUCACAGCUAGCACUGCAUUCCGGGAUAUUAGCUAUUGAAAAGACUGCUAUAACAGUACACUGUGGUAUUAGAAGUAUAAUAAUUCGUUCACCAUGCCUGAUGUAUCGCAGGUUGCACAGGGCACAUCAGGCCAAUUCCGUUCGUUUCCUUGCUUCGAGCCUCUCCGCACAGUAGAAUUUUGUCCUCUGGCGAGUGACACGGACAGAGCGCUGAUAGCAGCAGGUGGUGACACACGUGUAGCCAUCGGACAAUUUCAGACCUCAGAGGUCGACCCUGCAACUCAGAAUUGCUCGGCACUUUCAUCUUUGUCGUAUGAGUCAAUCAUCAAUGUCCGUCACGAUACGGCUGUGAGUGCGAUUGCCUGGUCUCCGUGCACAAACACGGACAUCCCUCAGGCGCGGCUAAGUUUCUGCACUGCAGGCAGUGAUCAUGUAAUUCGGUGCUACCAAGGAGAUGCCCAUCAGCAGACAGUUCAGUCGUUGAAUGGCCACACGUCGUAUGUGAAUGCAUGUGCGUACGAGCCGCUGGAAGGUACUCGUGUAGCGACUGUUAGUGAUGAUCGUUCCUGCUGCCUGUGGGAUGUGGCUACCGGGCAGUGUAUAUCCCGUCUGCCUCUGAGCUCCUACGGCAUGGCGGUGCGGUGGCAUCCCAGCGAUCCCCUCAAGUUGAUGGUGGCCGAGCGGCAGGGCACCGUGACUAUCUAUGACCUGGUCUCCUGCCAGCCCAUCAUGACACUACUGACCAUGGGAGCAGGUGCACUAGUGGACGCCGACUGGUCGCCAGUGAACAACAAUCUGUUUGGCGCGGUUGCCGGUAAUCACUCCUAUGUGUGGGAUGCUUCCAUGGGAAGCGAACCUCAAGAAACUCGCGUCGUUCACAACGAUGGUGCUGUCAAAUUCAGAUGGUGUCGCACGGCGGAGCAACAGUUUGCCACGCUGGGCUACCCACCACAUCACUUCAAGGUGCAUCUCACAGGCUCACAAAAGGUUCCCAUCACGCAGUCCUUCCCAGUCGCUGGCGGCCUCAGCUGGCACCCGACGUUCCCCCUGUGUGCCAUCGGAGGCGACCGUCAGAUCCACGUAUGCGAAUGCAUUGUAUAAUGCUAACAAUCGAUCACGAGCGUCCAUGCUAUUGGCAGAUUUCCUGGCACUUCAGUCAAUCUCAUGGCAGGUUUUUCAUGCACAUGUGCACUGUUGUAGGUAGUACCAAGUAGCUAGUGUGCAACAAUCAUUGACAUUUUCCCGGUGAAUGCUCUUGCAUUCACUCCCACUGACUGGUACUACUGUUGACGUUAUCAACCGGUGUACGCAUGCAAAUGCGUACACCGGUAUGUACUUUUUCAUAAUUAUUAGUUUUUCUUCAAAGUAGUUUUUUUCUUCUAACUGUUAUCGUUGUUGAUGGCCACCAACUGUGUACCGUCAAGUUGACUUGAUUCGAAUCGCCAAAUUCACUGUGCGUUUUAAGCAGAGGUGUUCCGUUCCCAGUGCA
Molecule: messenger RNA, 1520 nt
Organism: Sycon ciliatum
Lineage: Eukaryota; Metazoa; Porifera; Calcarea; Leucosolenida; Sycettidae
Product: nucleoporin Nup37-like
Exons: 9
Coding region: 125-1132 (335 amino acids)
Cellular component (GO): nuclear pore outer ring
Molecular function (GO): protein binding
Source: RefSeq, a predicted model, not a curated record